AUGAAGAACCUUUCAGUAGUGACUCAGUUUAUCCUUCUUGGCAUCCCACACACAGAGGGUCUGGAGACCAUACUCUUUGUCCUGUUUUUGUCUUUCUACAUCUUCACCCUGGUGGGGAAUCUACUCAUACUCCUCGCAAUUACCUCCUCCACUCGGCUUCACACUCCCAUGUACUUCUUUCUCUGCGAGCUCUCUGUGUGUGACAUAUUUUUCCCUUCUGUGAGUUCUCCGAAGAUGCUAUUCUACCUUUCAGGAAAUAGCCGAGCCAUCUCCUAUGCAGACUGUGUGUCCCAGCUCUUCUUCUACCAUUUCCUGGGUGGCACUGAGUGUUUCUUAUACACUGUGAUGGCCUAUGACCGCUUUGUUGCCAUAUGCUACCCUCUGCGCUACUCAGUCAUUAUUAGCAAUAGAGUAUGUGCCUUUCUGGCUAUGGGAACAUCAAUUUUUGGCUGUAUACAUUCAACAUUUCUAACUACUCUCACCUUCCAGCUACCCUAUUGUGGCCCCAAAGAGGUGGACUAUUAUUUCUGUGAUAUCCCUGUGGUAAUGAAAUUGGCUUGUGCAGAUACAUCAGCCCUGGAGAUGGUGGGAUUCAUAAGUGUGGGUCUCAUGCCCCUUAGUUGCUUCUUCUUCAUCCUCACCUCCUACAGCUGUAUAGUCCGCUCCAUCCUACAGAUCCGCUCCACUGAGGGCAGACACAGAGCUUUCUCCACCUGUAGUGCUCACCUCACUGCCAUCUUGCUCUUUUACAUGCCAGUGAUUUUCAUAUAUCUAAGGCCAACACCAAGCCCUUGGCUGGAUGCAACUGUUCAGGUCCUAAACAACCUGGUCACCCCUAUGCUAAAUCCAUUGAUCUACAGCCUCCGGAAUAAGGAGGUAAAAUCAUCACUGUGGACUGUCCUUCACCCACGGUGCUUCAUACCUGAACAGUUGUAA
Arvicola amphibius (Eurasian water vole) is the source of this 936-nucleotide messenger RNA. Its product is annotated as olfactory receptor 149. Bases 1 to 936 code for a protein of 311 amino acids. Gene Ontology annotation, molecular function: olfactory receptor activity; G protein-coupled receptor activity. Lineage: Eukaryota; Metazoa; Chordata; Mammalia; Rodentia; Cricetidae. Gene Ontology annotation, cellular component: membrane. The record is from RefSeq and is a predicted model, not a curated record. The transcript has a single exon. Gene Ontology annotation, biological process: G protein-coupled receptor signaling pathway.